UUCUCGGCUUGUUUUUGUGUCACAGUUUCUCUUCUCCUGCGCCUCUUCUGCUUCGUUCCUUUCUUCCUGCCCGUCCCCUCCUCCCGCUGCAGGAGGAGCCCCUCGGGGACAGGAGGAGGAAAAGGACCCCUCAGAGAAGAGAGAGAAGAGAGGAGGAGGAGGAAAAGGGAGCAACCAGCCAACCAACCAUCUUCCACUCCCAGCUUAGAUUAAAGAAAGUGAGAGGAGGAGGAGGAGAGAGGAGCCAAGAAGAGGGGGACAGGGAGGCCCAGAGGAGCAGCUGCACCACCUUCUCCCUAUGAAGAGGAGUCCUUUCCCCUCAAAGAGAGGUCCUGCCAGGGGGACCCCGGCCAGACAUCAGCAGCAACAUCACCACCACCAGCAGGGGUGGAUGCAGAGCUGAAGACAAUACUUGUUUUCUGAAACUAUAACUGUGUAAAGAAGAGACCUUUUCCUUUGCUCUGAAGUAAGCAUUGAAGGUGGUGGGGAUCUAAUAACCUCGACAGCUCAAGAGAGUGGAGAAGUUAGAGAAUGGAGUUGCAGACUCUGCAGGAGGCUUUAAAAGUGGAAAUACAAGUUCACCAGAAACUGGUUGCCCAAAUGAAACAGGAUCCACAGAAUGCUGAUUUAAAGAAGCAGCUUCAUGAACUUCAAGCCAAAAUCACAGCUUUGAGUGAGAAACAGAAAAGAGUGGUUGAACAGUUGCGGAAGAAUCUUAUGGUAAAGCAGGAACAGCCAGACAGUAAGUUUCAAAUACAGCCAUUGGCAGAAAAUAAAAUACAAACACCACAGUCACUACAGCUACAGCAGCAGCAGACUACUACACCCUCUCCAAACCUGAUUGGAUCACAGAAGACUGUGACUACAGCGUCUAUGAUCACCACUAAGACACUACCUCUAGUUCUAAAAGCAGCAACAGCAACCAUGCCUGCCUCUGUUGUGGGUCAAAGGCCUACAAUUGCCAUGGUGACUGCCAUCAACAGCAGCCAGAAAACUGUCCUUAGCACGGAUGCACAGAACACACCGGUCAACCUCCAGACAACAAAUAAAGUCACUGGUCCAGGAACAGAGGCAGUCCAAAUAGUGGCAAAAAACACAGUCACGUUGCAGGUUCAAGCUACACCUCCUCAGCCCAUCAAAGUGCCACAGUUUAUCCCUCCUCCUAGACUCACACCUCGUCCAAAUUUCCUUCCACAGGUUCGACCUAAACCAGUUGCCCAGAAUAACAUUCCUAUAGCCCCAGCCCCACCUCCUCCUAUGCUCGCUGCUCCCCAACUGAUUCAGAGGCCUGUGAUGUUGACAACAAAGUUCACACCCACCUCCUUACCUUCCUCACAGAACUCCAUACACCCAGUCCGUGUUGUGAAUGGGCAAACAGCAACCAUAGCCAAAACUUUCCCAAUGGCACAACUCACCAGCAUUGUUAUAGCAGCCCCAGGUACCAGGCUUGCUGGUCCUCAGACUCUACAGAUCAGCAAACCAAAUGUUGAGAAACAGAAUAUCAAGCCCCAAGCAGAAGCAGAAGAGAAACCAACAGAGAUUCAUACAGUUACCCCUCCUGCACCACCCAAGCCAAAACGAGAAGAAAAUCCACAGAAACUUGCCUUCAUGGUGUCUCUUGGAUUGGUUACACAUGACCAUCUAGAAGAAAUACAAAGUAAGAGACAAGAGAGGAAACGAAGAACAACAGCAAAUCCAGUGUACAGUGGAGCUGUUUUUGAACCUGAGCGCAAGAAAAGUGCAGUCACAUAUCUGAAUAGCACAAUGCAUCCUGGGACACGCAAACGAGGUCGUCCUCCUAAAUACAACACGGUGCUGGGGUUUGGGGCUCUGACCCCCACAUCCCCUUUAUCCAGUCAUCCUGACUCCCCAGAAAAUGAAAAGACAGAGACCACAUUUACAUUCCCUGCAACUGUUCAGCCUGUGUCCCUGCCCAGCCCCAGCUCCACAGACGGUGAUAUCCAUGAAGAUUUUUGCAGCGUUUGCAGGAAAAGUGGGCAGUUACUGAUGUGUGACACGUGUUCACGUGUGUAUCAUCUGGACUGUCUGGACCCACCUUUGAAAACUAUUCCCAAGGGCAUGUGGAUCUGUCCCAAAUGUCAAGACCAGAUGCUAAAGAAGGAAGAAGCAAUUCCGUGGCCAGGGACUUUAGCAAUUGUUCAUUCAUAUAUUGCAUACAAAGCAGCAAAAGAAGAAGAAAAACAGAAAUUACUGAAAUGGAGUUCAGAUUUAAAACAGGAACGGGAACAGCUAGAACAGAAGGUCAAACAACUCAGCAAUUCUAUAACAAAAUGUAUGGAAAUGAAGAACACUAUCCUGGCAAAACAGAAGGAAAUGCACAGUUCGUUGGAGAAGGUAAAACAGUUAAUCCGCCUCAUCCAGGGCAUCAACCUUUCAAAACCAAUAAACUCCGAGGGCAGUUCAUUAGCCAUCUCCAAUGGCAUGGACUCUGCUAAUAAUGCGAAUGCUGCCACCUCCACCCCCACCUCUUCCCCCUCCCAGAGCUGCAUGGUGAACUGUAACAAGGCUGAGGAGACAAAAUAACAUAGCACAGUAAGAAGGAGCCAGGGGGAAGGCGGCAAGGAGACAGAGCAAAACAAUAAAACUCUCUAGAAAAGCGAAGCUGGAUUUCUUCUGGAAAGUACAGAACUCUUUUGUUCCAGAAAGAGAGUGAAGAUGCUUGUGCCAGGCGGCACCAGAGUUGCCAAUUGAUCCUCCUUAUUCUGUGUGUACGUGCAAAGUUUGGACCAUGUUACAUGAAUAGUGCCAGCUGGAGGUUCUUAGCCAGCACCAUGCCAAGUUAAAUAAUAUAUUUACUCUCUCUAUAUUUUACACCAGUGUGUGCCUGCAGCAGCCUCCACAGCCACUAUAGGUUUGUUUUAUUUUUAUUUGGGGGUGGGGAGCAGGGAGGAGGAGCAGGUUUCAUAUCCUAUCUGCAGACCAGUUUGUUUAGCUAGGGAAAUGUCAAGUCCAAAGAGCCUGUGGGCUUUUCCUGUUUCUAAAUUAUCCAUACUACUAAACCAAAAAUCCAGAAAUAUGAAUGAACAAGUCCUAGUGUCCUGAGGGAUGGGCGGGACCAGCCUAUCAAAAUAAGCAGUAUUCACUAUUGGUUAGAUGGGAGACAAAAAAAAAAAGGAAUGAGGAAGACUUUUUUCACUAAGAAUUCAGCACAUUUAGGCUAGGAUUGCUUGACUGGAAGCUGUUAGGUUAUCCUGUUUUUUCAAAUCAAUAAAUUAAAUGCAUUGCUGAUUUGGUCAUCAAGGUGAUUCGGGAAGCCUUCACUGAAAAAAGGGGGAGGGACUAAUGUGACCAGGGUGGGUAUCUGGAAGAAUGUGCCAUGACUGAAAAGAAAAUCCUAACCUUGUUUUAUACAUCGAUCAAGCAAACAUAAUAUCCCUAACAAUGCAGCAUAUGUCCCAAACAUCAAACCCAAGCAGAUAAAUGCCUGUUUCCUUCGUUUCCUUUCUCUUUGGGUUACAAAUGUAAGGAAUAGAAAAGCUGUUUUUUCAGGCUGACAGUCCAAUUAAAGAGGUAGAUGGGACCUUGCAUGGUAUAGAUUAGAAGUAAUAGUGUCAGUGAGAUACAGUGAGUCUUUGUGAGUCCGUGUGUCAUCGUUUUGGGCACUGUUUUUUAUGCAAGGGCAAAAUCUUUGUAUCUGGGGGAAAAACAACUUUUUUUAAAUUAAAAAAAAGAUAUUGAGGUCUUCCUAGUGUUACUUAAAAUAAGAUCAAGGUAAGAAACAUUGUAAAAAUUACAAAAGUGCUAUUUGUUUCCUAAACAAGUGAUUUCUAUUAAAAAGGUGUCAGAA
Molecule: messenger RNA, 3808 nt
Organism: Eublepharis macularius
Lineage: Eukaryota; Metazoa; Chordata; Lepidosauria; Squamata; Eublepharidae
Gene: PHF21A
Product: PHD finger protein 21A
Exons: 18
Coding region: 532-2544 (670 amino acids)
Biological process (GO): negative regulation of transcription by RNA polymerase II
Cellular component (GO): histone deacetylase complex
Molecular function (GO): chromatin binding
Source: RefSeq, a predicted model, not a curated record